Molecule: messenger RNA, 949 nt
Organism: Carassius carassius (crucian carp)
Lineage: Eukaryota; Metazoa; Chordata; Actinopteri; Cypriniformes; Cyprinidae
Product: SLAM family member 9-like
Exons: 3
Coding region: 133-858 (241 amino acids)
Source: RefSeq, a predicted model, not a curated record
UCCAGACCAACAGCACGCUGCUCUCCAGCUCGUCUGUGGCUACAGCUCUCAAAAACUUGUUACAACAUUUCUGUCGGGUUUUGUUUUAAAUGUCGCCUUUUCAGAAUUCAGAUCUGUUGUUGUUUGAAGAAAAUGUUUGAGACAUUUAUUUUCAUCUGUUUGUGCUCAUGGAGUCUGGCUGGUGUGUUUGAUGAAGAAGUGAAGUCAGUGUUGGUGAUGGAGGGAGAUUCUGUCACUCUAAACACUGAUGAUACUGAUAUACAGAAAGAUGAUAAGAUACUCUGGAGAUUUGGAAAUGACAUUCUCAUCGCUCAAAUCAACAGAAAGAACAAUGAGAGCAAGUUUUAUAAUGAUGGUCCUGCUGGUAGAUUCAGAGACAGACUGAAGCUGGAUCAUCAGACUGGAUCUCUGACCAUCGGGAACAUCACAAACACAGACGCUGGACUUUAUAAAGUAACCAUCACCAGCAAACAGACGCCGCUCAACACAUUCAAUCUUACUGUCUAUGCUCAUCUGCCUGUUCCUAACAUUGUCAGAGACUGUUCUUCAUCAUCAUCAUCAUCAUCCUCAGAGCAGAAUUGUUCAUUGCUGUGUUCAGUGGUGAAUGUGGGUCAUGUGACUCUCUCCUGGUACAAAGGAUACAGUUUAUUGUCCAGCAUCAGUGUGUCUGAUCUCAGCAUCAGUCUCUCUCUACCUCUGGAGGUGGAAUAUCAGGAUAAAAACAGCUACAGCUGUGUGCUCAACAAUCCCAUCAGCAACCAGACUCAACAUCUGGACAUCACUCAACUCUGUCACACAUCUUCAGGUAUGUCAGUGAUAAUAAUUUGUGCUAAUUUACACAUUCACUCACACCAAUGACUGUCUCCUUCACAUCCUCCAGAUGUUUCUGUAUAUCUGAUAGUGCUGAUCUUUGCAGCUGGAUCUCUGUUGAUCAUUCCUGCUGUCGUGA